CCUGCCGCGCUGUUUGCCCCUCCUGCCGACCCGUAGUGUUCGCUCCUCCUCGCGCCACCAUGGAGGGCGCCGCGGCCUCUGCCGAGGGCCUGCGCUAUGCCGAGUACGCCCGGGCCCCUACGGGCGCCGGCAAGGGCCAAGCCGAGCUGGACCGGGGGCUGGCCAGGACUAUGAUAGCACUUGGACUUGGUGUUGCAACUGUUGCAUUUGCAGGUCGUUAUGCUUUCCGUGUUUGGAAACCAUUGGAGCAGGCAAUUACAGAGGCAGCAAAGAGGAUUUCAACUUCUAGUCUUUCAUCAUACUAUAAAGGAGGAUUUGAACAGAAAAUGAGUAGGCGAGAAGCAAGUCUUAUUUUAGGUGUAAGUCCAUCUGCUGGCAAGGACAAAAUCAGAACAGCGCAUAGGAAAAUCAUGAUUUUGAAUCACCCUGAUAAAGGUGGAUCACCUUACUUAGCAACAAAAAUAAACGAAGCAAAAGACUUGUUGGAAUCCAGUGCCAAAAACUGAAACCUGAAGCCUUGGGCCGUAGGAUAUUCAGCAGAUACAUUGUGCAAUAAUUUUCACGUCUGCUUGCUCUGCACAGUUUAUUAACAUUGAUUGCUCAUAUUUAUUGUCAUAAUUAAAAUGUUAAGAUUAUUUAAAAGCAAAGUGAAAUCUUGUACAGUAAUGUAAAGUUAUGUACAGUUAUGCCCCUAUAAGGAGCAGGGAGUCGGAAUGAUGAUCCUUGUGGGUUCCUUCCAACUCAAGAUGUUAUAUGACUCCCAUAUAUGAGUCCCAUUUCAGUGUAUUCUUACUGAAUUAUAAUCCCUUACAAGCUUCAAAAAAGUUCUUUUGACUGUGGUUUUUUUGAGAAGUAUUUGUUGAUUUCUUUUGUUUAAUUUUGGAUCUUUUAAAAUAAAAACUUAAAAACAGUAAUAGAGGGUUGUUUCUUCAUUAGUAAAGAAACAGCCCUAUCUUUAGGGUCACCAUAAAAUCUGUGACAGUGCAUUGAGUCACAGGAAAUAUGAAAGACCCCAUUUGGCAAGUUUUCAGCACCACCUUACGCUUGAAUCUGUUCAUUUGUGAAGUAGUAGAGUUUGUUCAUGGGUGCAGUUUGAGAGCUGCAACUCAGGACAAAGUGACUGAUGGGACUACAGACUGCAGCUUCCACUAGGUGUGUUUAUGGGGCUUGGAGCUAUGAAGGAGGAUUCUUGGGUUUGGUUGCUUCUUUUGCAUAUUAAAAGAUCUCUGAAAUUGUCAAGUAAUUAUUAAGACAUGCUAUUACUUCAAGUCACAGAGUAUGUUUAAUCUCCAGCAGUUGGAGUAAACAUGGGAUUUUCUGCAAAGGUUUUCAUGGCAGUGAGAUUGAAGAAGGUGGGUCCAUGUGGCAUGGUUUAGAUGGAUUUUCCAGGCUGCUGCUUGUCUAGGUUAGCCCAGUUGUGUGAGCCUGGUGUAGAACUGAUGCAGCAGGGAACAAACAGGAGAGUAUGUGCUUUUGCACAUGGCUCCAGGAGCACUUACUGGGUUAGCUCUCCAGUAAUGCUCACAUCUCUGCAUUAUGCCUCAUAUCCCAGCAUAUAUGUACCUCUCUUCAUUUGUAGUGUCCUGGCAGUCUAGUGCUGGCUUUGGUGAAUCCUGAAGUCAUGAACUCAGACUUUAGAGGGAACAAGUUGUAGUUGACAGCUCAGGGUAGGUGCUAUUUGGGGCACUUGGCUGCUACAGAUUACUACCAAUAAGUCCUCUGCAGUUGAAUUAAAUCUCCUAAGCAUAGACAGUCUAGUGUAUUUAGUGCAAGACUGAAAAACUGAUGUCCACUCAAGCACUGUCAUUAGAAGCACAACAAAUAGCUUACUAAAGUGCUACAAAUACAAAAUUUAGAUACUCCAUUUUCUAGGUUAUUUAGCCAGAGGUAAGUGGCUAAGAGCAGUUAAUAUGAGGUUGGAUGCUUUAAUUAUUUAUUCACCAGAAUGUGCAUUUGUAGUUCAUCCAUGGUGGAUGUUCAGAUUAUGUGGAUUUUUCCUUGAAAGGAAGAAAGAGUAUGAAGUAUUUUUUAUUUGGGUCUUCCCGCUUUGUCAGAAUUCCCUUACUUUCAUCAAAGAGAGGUGAAAAAUUUUAAGUUGACCCUAAAAGAAAGUACUAAUUCUAAGUACUUUUGAGACUUAGUUGCAAUUAGAGUGGCAAGACUAGGGCCCAAUUUCACUGGGUAAAGC
This is a messenger RNA of Oenanthe melanoleuca, 2188 nucleotides long. It is a transcript of the gene DNAJC15, whose product is annotated as DnaJ heat shock protein family (Hsp40) member C15. Gene Ontology annotation, biological process: protein import into mitochondrial matrix. Gene Ontology annotation, molecular function: ATPase activator activity. The transcript has 6 exons. Gene Ontology annotation, cellular component: PAM complex, Tim23 associated import motor. Lineage: Eukaryota; Metazoa; Chordata; Aves; Passeriformes; Muscicapidae. The coding region runs from base 60 to 506 and encodes 148 amino acids. The record is from RefSeq and is a predicted model, not a curated record.